CAGUGCUCUGUGAGCUGUGAAAGCGUCUAGUACCCAAAAAUAGUUGUGCGUCUUGAAAAAAUGUGCCAAGUACUGGCAUUAUUUAUCAUCUUUGCCAUAUAUAUUCAGGAUGUGCGAGGUGGUUGCUCUCGCAUUCCUCAAGGAGCCAGUGGUCAACGUUCGGCAGUCGACGAUAACUUUAAGAUACUGAUCGAUGGCAAUCCAGAGGCCUAUAUACCCGAUCAUCAAUACAACGUGUCGCUCUCGUGUCCCAUAAAUAUGAAGUUCAUCAGCUUCACGCUGGUCAUUGAGGCAGAGGAUCAAUCCGUUGGCUACAAUUCCCACGAUAUGACUGGACACUUUGAGUUGUUCAACGGUGCAGAGACAAAGUUUAGUUCUGGCUGCGAGAAUAUGAUCGAGAGCACAAACACAAAUGCCAAGACACGCAUCGAUGUUUCAUGGGUGGCGCCCAAGAAUCCCAACAGCGGCUGUGUGUUUAUUAAGGCUGGUAUUGUGCAGCAUCGUGAUGUGUGGUUCAUAGAUGAUGGUUUCCUCACAAAACGUAUCUGUCCAGAAGAGAUUGAUGAGUUGAAUAAUCUUACGCCUGCCCUGCAAAAUUGCUGUGCCUGCGAUGAGGCUAAGUACGAGAUUGUUCUGGAGAGUAAGUGGGGGAGGAAUACACAUGCCAAAGACUUUCCUUCAGAGAAGGGACGCACCCGCAUUGGCGACGUAAUUGGUGCCUCGCACAGCAGCAGCUAUCGAUACUGGGCUUAUGGGGGAAGGGCUUCCAUUGGAGUGCAGGAAAUGGCAGAGCAUGGCUCCACACGAUCCUUAGAGCAGGAGAUCAGAGAUAACACUCAGAAUGGCGAGGUGCGCACUAUUAUCAAGGCUCCUGGAAUUGUAAACCGUGAGAAUGUGUAUGGCACAACUUUGGCGAAUGCCCGAGUGGAUCCCCAGCAUCAUCAGAUAUCCUUGGCCGCCAAAGUAGAUCCCUCGCCAGACUGGAUUCUUGGAGUAGCUGGCUUGGAGCUCUGUUUAAGCAACUGUACCUGGCUGGAGCGUAAAGUAUUAAAUUUAUAUCCCUGGGACAUUGGUACAGAUUCAGGACCUUCAUACAUGUCACCCGAUCAGCCCCAGGUGCCACCCGAUGUAAUCCGUCGCAUUACAUCCUCGUAUCCCAGCGACCAUCGCUCACCGUUCUUCGAUGAAUCCGGAACACCUAUGAAACCUCUGGCCACGCUGUACGUCACUAGAAAGAAGCUGUACAUACGGGAAUGUGAGGAUGUACCUCAAGAAGGACCAUUGGAGUGCGCCACACAUCCUUGGAACGACUGGAGUAACUGCAGUACACGUUGUGGCCCUGGUUAUUCGCAACGCUUUCGCAGCUUCAAAAACCCAUCGCUAGCAGCCAGUUACAAUUGCGACAGGCAUUUAGAUGAGAGUCGUCAAUGUCAAGGCACUCAAUGCGGCGCGGAAGAGGAGAUGGAUAACGGCGACCCAAAUAAUUAUAAUCCCGACGGACGGGAAUCGGGGGCCGAGUGUGAAUUAACUAAGUGGAGCGAUUGGUCACCGUGUUCAAAGGUCUGUGGUCGUGGGUUUUCAACUCGCACACGUGACUACUUCAAUCCCCAGGCAAGGGCGCAGUGUCAGGCAGCCUUGAGAAUGCCCUUAGAAGAGUCCAUGCUAUGCACGGGCACCGAUUGUGGCGGCAUAAUACCUGACAACGGAGAACUAGAUGGUAUGCAAGAACCCGAAGACAAUGCAAAUUCUCCAGCUUGGAGCUCAUCCAACAAUAACAACAGAUUCGCGACUAACAGAAAUGACGAGGGUCAAAGCUGGAACUCCAACAACUUUGACACAAACAACGAUAACUUUCAAUCUGAGAACCAGCGCCGCCAAAGCUGGAACAGCAACAAUUUCGAUCGUAACAUAGAUAAUUUUCAAAGUGAAAGUCAACGUGGCCAAACUUGGAACAGCAAUAAUUUCGAUCGUAACACUGAUAAUUUCCAAAGUGAAAAUCAACUAGGCCAAACUUGGAACAGCAACAAUUUUGAGCGUAACAGAGAUAAUUUUCAAAGUGAAAAUCAACGUGACCAAAGUUGGAACAGCAACCGCUUCGAUAGUAACAAAGUCAAUCUUCAAAGUGCAAAUCAGGGAGGUUAUAAUUCUAAUCCUCGUCGGCCGCUCGAGUCUGAUCGCUUCAACAGUUAUGCGAAAGAGCCGGUAACGGAAAACCUACCAAGGAAUUAUCAGGGACAACGUAACGAUUUCAGAGGUAACUUUAACAGAGGCAAUACAUACCAAAGAGAGAAUGAUCAAGAUAUGACCACCAAGCCAUAUGAUUCCACGAACAAUGCACGUUAUCAGAAUCGACAGUCGGAUGUCAGCAGGGAUUUUAAAAUAGUGCAGGACUAUUGCUACGAGAAACCCUUUGCCUCGACCAUACCCUGCCUGACCACUCCUGUUAUUGUGGGUAACUUUUGGUUUUAUGAUCACGAUACUCACGAGUGCAAGAUCUUUACCACGGACAACUGCGAUGAGAAUCUUAAUCGGUUUCGUACCUUGUUGGCUUGCGAAGGCACCUGUCUGAAGCCCCAAAUGAACUGGGCCCGCACCGUGGAGGAUGACGUUACUGGCGAACUACAGUCCAGCGGAAGAGAUUAUAUUGGUGGAUUCGGACAGUCGAUGUCUCAGACAAACAUUAAAUAUGGCAAUACAAGACGUGGACACUAUGGCAGCUGCAACACAAAUUACCAUCCAAUAAGUUUCGAAUGUGAUAUUUCAAUAAUGUGGCGCUUUUUAAUACUAUUCGCGGUGGUGUCGAAUGGCAGAGCUUUGAACUUCGAUAAAAACAAGGAUAACUUUCAAUCUGAGAACCAGCGCCGUCAAAGCUGGAACAGCAACAAUUUCGAUCGUAGCAUAGAUAAUUUCCAAAAUGAAAAUCAACGUUGCCUAACUUGGAACAGCAACAAUUUCGAUCGUAACACUGAUAAUUUCCAAAGUGAAAAUCAACUAGGCCAAACUUGGAACAGCAACAAUUUUGAGCGUAACAGAGAUAAUUUUCAAAGUGAAAAUCAACGUGACCAAAGUUGGAACAGCAACCGCUUCAAUAGUAACAAAGUCAAUCUUCAAAGUGCAAAUCAGGGAGGUUAUAAUUCUAAUCCUCGUCGGCCGCUCGAGUCUGAUCGCUUCAACAGUUAUGAGAAAGAGCCGGUAACGGAAAACCUACCAAGGAAUUAUCCGGGACAACGUAACGAUUUCCGAGGUAACUUUAACAGAGGCAAUACAUACCAAAGAGAGAAUGAUCAAGAUAUGACCACCAAGCCAUAUGAUUCCACGAACAAUGCACGUUAUCAGAAUCGACAGUCGGAUGUCAGCAAGGAUUUUAAACUAAUGCAGGACUAUUGCUACGAGAAACCCAUUGCCUCGACCAUACCCUGCCUGGCCAGUCCAGUUAUUGUGCGAAACUUCUGGUUUUAUGAUCACGAUACUCACGAGUGCAAGCUCUUUACCACGGACAACUGCGAUGAGAAUCUUAAUCGGUUUCGUUCCUUGUUGGCUUGCGAAGGCACCUGUCUGAAGCCCCAAAUAAACUGGGCCCGCACAGUGGAGGAUGACUGGAGGACUGGCGAACUACAGUCCAGCGGAAGAGAUUAUAUUGGUGGAUUCGGACAGUCGAUGUCUCAGACAAACAAGAAAUAUGGCAAUACAAGACGUGGACACUAUGGCAGCUGAGCAAA
Molecule: messenger RNA, 3719 nt
Organism: Drosophila sulfurigaster albostrigata
Lineage: Eukaryota; Metazoa; Arthropoda; Insecta; Diptera; Drosophilidae
Exons: 6
Coding region: 61-3714 (1217 amino acids)
Biological process (GO): cell adhesion
Cellular component (GO): extracellular matrix
Molecular function (GO): serine-type endopeptidase inhibitor activity
Source: RefSeq, a predicted model, not a curated record